This is a messenger RNA of Salpingoeca rosetta, 2802 nucleotides long. Its product is annotated as kinase subdomain-containing protein. The coding region runs from base 1 to 2727 and encodes 908 amino acids. The transcript is spliced from 11 exons. NCBI's taxonomy places the organism in Eukaryota, Choanoflagellata, Craspedida, Salpingoecidae. The record is from RefSeq and is a predicted model, not a curated record.
AUGUCUGGCAGCAUGAGCUCUGCGACAUUCAGCGCAUGUGCUGUUGCACAUAAGCAGGCCUCCUCAAGGGCUUCACGCAACAGCGUGAGAGCCUUGAAGCGAACUGAAACCCGCGUGGCCUCCAAGGCGUCCAUCAUAACGGAGGCAGUCGCGCAGUUUGAGACCAUUACGCAGUUGCAAGAAGUAUGCGGGCAGCAGCAAGGCAGCAGCGGCAGCAGCAGCGGCAGUAGCAGCAUGGGAUACUACACGCUCUUUCUGCUGGAAAGAUGGACCCUGGAUGAAUGCAGUUCAAUGAUUGAUAGAUUGCAACGCGUAUUGGAAGAGAAGGAAGAGGGUGUGCGGGCCGCACAACAACAGCUUGCGGCUGCACAGGCGGAGCAUGACGAGGUCUGGACGGCUCUUGCGCAGGCACAGGUGAAGUGGAUGAUGACGGAGGUGGAGAGGGUGAAACGCGAUGCUGAGUGGGUGAAGGAGCAACAGCACAGGCAGCAGCGCAUGAAGGACGCACAUGACUUGGACUUGACACUUGAGCAAUGCAUCCGUGAUAAAGACCGCGAGGCCUUUGAAGCGACAAUGAACUUUGUUCUAACACUGCCUGACGACAAACAGGCGAUUGCAGCGGCGAAAAGGGCGAUGGAGGAGAAAAGGCAGGAGCUAAAGGACCUGCGCCAACAACGAGAGGACUUGGUCAGAGAGAUACAGGAGCUACGGAAAUGGAAAGAGGAGGAGAGGAAGAAGAAGGAGGAAUGGCAGAAGGGAAGGAAGAGAAGGGAGGAGGAACGGAAGCAACGGCAACACAAAGGGUGGGUGCGCUCGUUGACGACAUUGCUGCAGGCGGCAGGUGAGCCGCUGCCACACACCACAAGUGCCGAGCAUCUGUGGACUGUGGUGUCACAGGUGGUGGACGACGCCCUGGCAACAGCGUGGGAGGCCGGCCUUGUGCCCGCCGCUGCUGGCCCGCCCCGACUGGCCACCAUCACUUUAUCUGCUCUCCAAGCUAUCAAGAAGCGCGUUGCGGAGAAGAAGAGCAGCUCACGCGCCGCGAUCAGAGACGAAUUCUUCUUCAUGACGCCACCAAGCAGCAUCACCAAGCCCGAGAAGAACCCGUAUCUCGUCUACUGGCCGGACAAUGCCCAGUUCUUCACCGACAUAUGGCGAGAGCCACUCGCGAAACAGUUUGAGCUGAAGGCUGAUGACAUCACGCCACAAGCAGUGAUUGCAAAGAUUCACGAAAUACCAGUGCUGGAGGUGUCCAGCAGCCGUGGGCCCCGCCCCAGGGGGCGCCAAGUGACGCUUGGCCUGCGACAAGGUUUGCCUUCACCAAAACUGCUGACAACAGGAUGGGCCAACGAAGCGGAGAUGCGCCCCGAUAUCGCUCAGCACCUUAACGGCAUGGCUUUGCGCCUCGGAGCCUGGGUCACGUUCAAUAGUGCGGUCCCAAUCAUGAAGUUCAAGUCAGGCACCCGCCCCAAAACAGACAUUGUGAUGGUGGAUGGUCGCACAAACACAAAAGCGGCCGUAUUUGAGCUCACGCUAGGCGAGGAUGCUGACUCGCUUGGCCAGUUGGCAGCGUACGCACACCACGCAAUUGUGGCGAACGUGCACCGCAUUGCAGGCGAGCACGUGCCUCUGGAGAAGCUGCCCCUGCUCGCUGGGCUGGCGAUGUUUGGGCUGCGUGUCAGCCCGGUGCAGACCACCGUGGUGGAGUUUAUGGUGGCCAACGCCGGUGGAGUGGUGAAGAUGGUUGCCAACAACAUCAUUUCCAUACCAACGAGGAACAUUGGGCAGGUUGCUAUGGCCAUUUCCUGCUUUGCGGACUUCCUGCACGCGAAGUACGACCACGCCAUCAAGCAGAACACUGAGCAUGGCAGCGACUUUGCGCUGAACGUCAUGAAGCCCCAUGUGCUGCACUUCAACCCCGACAGCGGCAAAGAGGCACCGAAAGUGCUCAGUUCCGUCGCCAACAAAGGAAGCGGAUACGUGUGCAAGUUCAUCAAGACUGGGCACCGUGCUGGCGACCUGCGUGCUGAAGAGAUUGAGAACAUGUGGAAGUAUGUCAACGGGCAACGCGCUUGCCGUCGCAUCCCCACCACCAACAGCACCGCCACCAACAGCAACAUCAGAAGCAGUGGCAACGGCACGCAGAUGAUUGCGGUGCCCCACCUCGGGUCGACCCGCGCUCACAUUCACGAACAGCACGUUGUGCAGCUCUGCAACAGCUUGUUUUCCCUGUCAGCCGCUGGCCUGGUUCACGCCGAUAUCCACACCGGCAAUGUUGCUGUAAUCGGCGACGAAGCUGCCCUCAUCGAUUUUGAGCUGACUUGCUUUGACGCCGACGUCAUGAAGGCGGCGGGAUAUGAGCCGACUGGGGUUGCUCUUGUCACAGACCUGCCUGAGCGGUCGGCACGCAUCCGCGCAGCUGGUGAUGAGUUAGUGACCUGUCGCAUCGAGGAUGACUGGAUUGCCAUGUUUUACGUGUGCAGCCUCCGCUCUGCGCUCUACGAGAGAGCACCGCAGAGGGCACACAGGGCAACCAAGGACGCCAUGCUGGCCGCGUUGAAACACCUCGAGCAGCAGCAGCAGCAGCAGCAGCAGGGGGAGAAGGAGGGGAAGAAGGAGGAGGAGGAGAAGGUGGUGCUGCUCGGGAUGAGCCCGCCGCCGCCGCCGCUGUGUGAGGUGCUGGGCCGCAUCAAGGAGGUCAUCGAGGAGAUCCCGCUGUACGACUGAGUCUGACCUGACCGCGCGCUUGGGAGAAGGGGAGCCAUGUGUGUGCGUGUGUGUGUGUGUGUUUGUGAGUGUGUU